Messenger RNA from Caenorhabditis briggsae, 1131 nucleotides. RefSeq names its product Protein CBR-TAG-329 (gene Cbr-tag-329). Gene Ontology annotation, cellular component: lysosome. Gene Ontology annotation, molecular function: cysteine-type endopeptidase activity. The record is from RefSeq and is a predicted model, not a curated record. The transcript has 5 exons. Bases 1 to 1131 code for a protein of 376 amino acids. Lineage: Eukaryota; Metazoa; Nematoda; Chromadorea; Rhabditida; Rhabditidae.
AUGAAGAAGUCGUUUUCCUUUUUACUUAUCUUUCUGUUCCAAAUAUUCCAAAUCUCUCUAUCUUUUGAUUUUGGUGAGAAUUUCGAAAAUUCGUUUUUCGAAAUUAACAUUGAUCGAGACCAUCCGGAUGAUAUAUACAAAGAAUUCGAAGACUUCAUUGUGAAAUACAAAAAGAGUUAUAAAGAUGAAAUUGAAAAGAAAUUCCGAUUCCAACUAUUCACUGCUACUCAUAAUAAAAUUGGAAAAAUGAAUGAGCGUUCUGGGAAAAUGGGACAAGACACGAAAUUCGGUCACAAUAAGUUCAGUGAUAGAACCAAACAAGAAAUGGAUAGACUCUUCUUCAAAAUGGGUCCCAAGAAUGAUACAAAUAUGAUUCCAAUGUACGAUCCAUCAAAGCAUCGUGUGAAGCGCCAAACCAUUGAUCUUCCCAAGAAAUUUGAUUUGAGAACUAUAAAGCUAGGAGGAAGAUAUAUCGUUGGAGAUGCUAAGGACCAAGGCGCAUGUUCAUCUUGCUGGGCAUUUGCUGCAACUGCCCUAGCCGAAAUCGCAUAUUCCGUUCAUUUGAAGAAAAUGGUGACACUUUCCGAUCAAGAAAUCUGUGAUUGUGCAGCUCAACACGGUCCAGCAUGCAAAGGUGGACUACCAAAUGAUGGUCUAGAAUACAUCAAACAAUUUGGUGUAACUUUGGAAUCAGAAUAUCCGUAUUCAGUGGAAAGAUCAAAUGAAACAGGCCAUUGUGAUGCGGACAAAUACGAGCGGGAACUGAAUUCAUUGACAUUGGAUUAUUAUUCGAUUGAUCCAUUUAAUGCGGAAUAUCAAAUCACCUAUCAUCUUGUUGCCCUUAAAACUCCAGUUUCGGUUGCCUUCAGAAUUGGAGACGAUUUCAACUUUUACAAAAGCGAUGUUCUACAGUUUCCGGGUUGUGAUCAUGCAAAGGAGACACAUUAUCAUUCUGGAGUUAUUAUUGGAUUCGGAACAACAGUGAAUUCAUUGGGAAAAAAAGUCGACUAUUGGAUCUUCAGAAACUCUUGGAGUGGCGACUGGGGAGAAGCGGGACAUGCACGAAUUAUUCGAGGAGAAGAUUGGUGUGGAAUAGAGUCACUCGGGACAGGUGCAAGAGUUCCAGAGUGA